This is a messenger RNA of Lepisosteus oculatus (spotted gar), 9794 nucleotides long. RefSeq names its product protein phosphatase 1, regulatory subunit 9Ba (gene ppp1r9ba). Gene Ontology annotation, biological process: actin filament organization; neuron projection development; calcium-mediated signaling. NCBI's taxonomy places the organism in Eukaryota, Metazoa, Chordata, Actinopteri, Semionotiformes, Lepisosteidae. Gene Ontology annotation, cellular component: actin cytoskeleton; dendrite; cytoplasm. The record is from RefSeq and is a predicted model, not a curated record. Gene Ontology annotation, molecular function: actin filament binding.
UAUUGCAAAUGAAAUACAUUACACAUUAUAUACAGAGCAGUUUAUAUUUUUUAGUUUAGUGCACGUAGUCCCUUAUUAAUCGUUCUCUCUGUAUAACGCACACAGAGAUGAGAUGCGUAAGAACGUACAAACUGAACAGCAGCCCUUUCAUGCCCGGACUACAUGAAUUGUAUUAAUUAUGGACAAUAUAUUGCGAUUAUUUCUUCAGAAGUGCGAAAGAGCCUCUUUUGUGGGUGUUUCAAUUACGGGGGAGCCCCACAAUGUCACCUUCGCUCGCUCGCAUUGUGCCGAGAAAAAAAAAAAACAGGCAUCGGCGACUUUCAGCGCGGAAGGGGUUAAUGAUCGUCGUGAUGCCAUAUGUUCGCGGUGAUGCAGUGAGAGAGGAAAGAGAGAGAGAGAGAGCAGGCAGGCAGGCAGGCGGUAGCGCCGAGAUCUCGCUGGGGAAUCAAACAGCAAAAACACAGCGUGGACACAAUGGAGCGACCCGCAGCCGGACCCUAAUGACGCGCGGGGACCCCGGUACUCACUGAAAACGAGGGAGAAGCGGAGCUAUGCCGUUACUGCCCAGGCUCGGAGACUCGUGAUUCACCAUGAUGAAGACUGAAUCCCCGUCCGCAGCGAGCGCCAGCAACACCAGCUCCACUCUGCGGAGCGCUUCCCCGCACCGAAACGCGUACGAGGCGGGGAUCCAGGCGCUGAAGCAGGCCAGGGACGCCCUGAGCGGCGCUGCGAACGGGGAUGAGGCGGCGGACUGCAAGUCCAAGCCCUCCUCCCGCGGCCGGAGGUACGGCUCCAACGUCCAUCGCAUCAAGAACAUGUUCCUGCAGAUGGGCUCCUCCGCGCCGGGGGAGGGCGAGGACCCGGCCAAGGAGCGGUCGGUGCGCCUGUCGCUGCCGCGGGCCAGCAGCCUGAACGAAAACGUGGACCACAGCGCGCUGCUCAAGCUGGGCGCCACCGUCUCGGAGCGGGUCAGCCGCUUCGACUCCAAGCCGGACGGGCAGCCGCGGCCGCCGCCCGGCUUCUCCAAGCUGCAGGAGACGCGCAAGAUCUUCGAGCAGCGCCACCUGCAGGAGAAGCAGGCGGCCACCAACCGCAUCCUGCUGAAGAAGGAGCGGGCGGCGGGCUUUCAGGACGGCCGGCUGGACGUGGUGGUCCGCUUCAACGGCAGCACCGAGUCGCUGGACAGCCUGGACGCCGGGGGCGCCGGGGAGGCCGUGUCCCCCACUGUCAGCCAGCUGAGCGCCGUCUUCGAGAAGGCCGACCUCCGCAACAACAUGCACCGGCCGCCCACCUCGCCGCUGCCCACCCGCGGCGCCGCCGCCUCCGCGCCCGGCAGGGUGGCGGCGCUCAACUCCAAGGUCAUCGCCAAGCGGGCGCGCGUCUUCCCACCCCAGGAGGAGGAGGGCGGGGGGGCGGCGGCGGCCGGGCGGCUGAAGGACCAGGACGGGUCCGCGGGGGGCGGGGCCAAGCCGGCGGCCAGGAAGGAGGACACGCCCACUUCCGAGAGCGCUGGGGCCGGUGGCCGGGCGGGCUCGGGUCCGGAGGAGCAGCAGAAGAGCCCGCCAGCGGAGCAGCAGCAGGGGAAGGGGGAGAGCCAGGAGGAGUUUGAGGGACCGGCGGGCGAAGCGGGGGUCACGCCCGGAGGUCACGAGGAGCCCGGUGCCCCCAGCACCCCAGAAAGCAGGAGCAGGCUAGUCCAGGCGGAGGUGCACGCGUCCCUGGAAAACGGAGAGGCAGAUCUGGAGCGAGAGCCCCCCAAGACGGGCGCUGGUCCCCCCGACGCCCCGGCUGGCCUCGAGAGGGCGGCGGAGGCGGAGAGGGGCAAGGCCGGAGAGGGCGAGUCCCCACAAGGGGAGGAGGAGGGAGGCGAGGAGUCCCGCAAGGAGGAUUACUCGGAGGCCGACCUGGUGGACAUCAGCGCCUACAGCGGGAUCGGCGAGGACUCGGGCGGCAGCCAGCUGGACGAGGACGAGGAGGCGGAGGAGGAAGAGGAGGAACCCUACGAGCCCGAGUCCAGCUGCUGCGAGAUCCCCGGCCUGCCCCCCGAGGAGGAGCCGCCGCCCAGUCGCACGAUCCGCUUCAGCACCGGGCCGAUCAAGGUCUUCACCACCUACUGCAACGAAGACUACGACCGGCGCAACGAUGACGUGGACCCCAUGGCUGCCUCGGCCGAGUACGAGCUGGAGAAGAGGGUGGAGAGGCUGGACCUGUUCCCUGUGGAACUGGAGAAAGACGGAGACGGCCUGGGCAUCAGUAUUAUUGGGAUGGGGGCUGGAGCGGACAUGGGCCUGGAGAAACUGGGCAUCUUCGUGAAGACGGUCACCGAGGGGGGGGCGGCCCACAGGGACGGCAGGAUCCAGGUGAAUGACCUCAUAGUGGAAGUGGACGGGACCAGUCUUGUUGGGGUCACGCAGAGCUUCGCUGCGUCCGUGCUGAGGAACACCAAAGGGAAAGUCAGGUUCCUGAUUGGACGGGAGAAGCCCGGGGAGCAGAGCGAGGUGGCCCAGCUGAUCCAGCAGACACUGGAGCAGGAGCGCUGGCAGAGGGAGAUGAUGGAGCAGCGUUACGCCCAGUACGUGGAGGACGAGGACGAGACCGGGGAGUACGCCACUGACGAGGAGGAGGAGAUGAGCCCCAUGUUCCCCAGUGCAGAGAUGGCCAUCGAAGUCUUCGACCUGGCUGAGAACGAGGACAUGCUGUCGCCCAUCGAGAUGGACCCAGAGAAGCUGGCCCACAAGUUCAAGGAGCUCCAGAUAAAGCACGCUGUCACAGAGGCUGAAAUUCAGCAGCUGAAGAGAAAGCUGGCGCAGGCGGAGCAGGAGAAGCUGCGCUGGCGGAUGGAGAAGGCCCAGCUGGAGCAGAGCGUGCAGGAGAACAAGGAGCGCAUGGAGAAGCUGGAGGGCUACUGGAUGGAGGCGCAGAGCCUGUGCCAGGCCGUGGACGAGCACCUCAAGGAGACCCAGGCCCAGUAUCAAACCCUGGAGCGCAAGUACAGCAAGGCCAAGCGCCUCAUCAAGGAGUACCAGCAGAAGGAGAUCGAGUUCCUGAAGAAGGAGACGGCUCAGCGCCGGGCCCUGGAGGAGUCUGAGGCCUCUCACAAGGAGGAGGCGGACAGGCUGCAGGACAAGGUAGUGCAGGAGCCGCAGAUCACCGACCUGGAGAGCAGGGUGCAGGCGCUGAAGAGCUCCGAGCCUUCGUAGAGCCAAAAUGGGAAGAGGGAGAGAGCUUUAACCCCUAACCCCCCAUUCUGAACACCUGCCCCUCCUCCCUGCCCUACCCCCUGCCCCUCCCUGCCUCCCUGCCCCCUCUCAGUCCCGGACCAAUAUUUUAACCGCAGUUCCUGGGGAAAAAAAGGAAGGAAGAGAAGGAAAGAGAAGACCAGUCAUUUGGAAAGCAAUACAGAGAGGGGCUAGGAAACAGGGAGUGAAAAGAAAGUACCGGAAGUCCUUCGUCCUUUUAAAGUGUCACAGGAUCCAGGUUUGUCCCGAGUGUGAAGGGUCUCAGCCCAGCCCUGCUGCGCUGGUCUCUCCUCCUGGAUAUCUGCCGGCUGUCUCCUUCCCAAACUGUUUCCUGCGAAGGCAGGAGAAGCUCCUCCCUCUUCCUCGGCCCGUGUCUCUUUGACCCGAUGUACUAGCUAGGAAUACUGCCACAUCACACACAGGCUGCUGGACUGCCUGCUUGUUGUACUGAAAAUGCUGAAGCAGCCCUGGCUGUCGAUGGGAACAGAAAACGUAAAAAAAAUGGGUUUAUUUAUGUGACGUGCAAAUCUGGGGGAGUUUUAACACACAGAAAAAAACCCAACAACGCCAACCACAACAAACUCUUGGGACUGUUGUUUCGUUGAACAGAAACGGGGCCGUUCAGCCCAAUCCGUUGUAAGAUUCAUCAUCUCAAGGUCUAUUCUGAGGUUGUACAGACGCGAAAUCUCGUAUGCAGGGGGUUGGUUUGUAUAUAUUCCUUACGUAUUUAAUAUUCUACAAGCUUGAACGUUCGACUGGGGACAGAAGGGUCAGUGUGGAGGAGAGUGAAAAGGCCUUCGUAUCGGGUGAGACCCUGUCUGAUCUGGGGGGGUGCAUGAUGUGAGUGAAUGAAGAACUUGUUUUUUGACAGCCCUCCCCGUACGAGCAAGCUCAUGGGCUGUUGUAAGGCGCCUCUGGGGAAAUGGAAAACAGGGUGUAAAAAAAGUUAGAGCCAUUGUUUCCUUGUGGAGGUGGUCGGUGUUUUGUUUUGUUUGUGAACGGUUGUAAUUCCGAUGGCCACCCUCGUUCACCCCCUUCACCUGUCCUGGGUGGGUGUGGGGCGUGUCGGCAGAGAGGAGGCGUUCAGAUUUGAUUCUCAUCGCAGACGUGCUUGGCUCUGGAGUUUCUCCUCGCGUGCUGACCUCGUCGGUAAGCAGACCAACCAGAGCGCUGAAGCUAAACCAGAGGGAAAUUUGUGUUUUUCUGCUUUUUAAACGAAAGUGGAAGACAAAGGACGUCAGGGUUUCCGAUGGGUGGCGUUGUAUCUUUCUCUUGCUUGGACAAAGGCCAUAGGAGACCUCCUCUGAAAGGCACCUUGAUUCAGGUCCCCAGUCUCCUUAAAACAGAAGCAAGCAGCUGCCUUUCUUUUCAGUGUUGUUUUGUCUGUAUUAUAGUUAACUUUCCAGCGCCUUUGAAAUCAUCUGGUGGUUUUUAUUUAAUGUUGUGAGUCCUGUUUUUUAGUGGGCAGACAGAACAUCAUGGUGGAUUCUGUUACAUGGAGGCAGGAAGGGUGGGGGGAUUCCUGUCAGACCCCUUGCCCUGCCGCUCUGGAAUUAGGGUCACGUUCCUCGUACCCAGGGCCGGCUAGCCGCUCCUCUCCUUCCGAGCCGCUGGGAGAGCCUGUUUUGUCAGUCGCUCCAGACUGCUGAAAAACGAGUCUGGUCCCCUUAAGCCCCUGUGUCUGCUGGUUUGCUGCUCUGCUCAGCUGAGCUUUACAUGACCUAACUAAUAAUCCCAUUGAUCAAAGCCCUUUCGGUUGUUUCUCAACUGCGAAAGAUUGGAGGUGACAGGGCGCGGGGGCAGUAGGCCUGGAUGAGAAGUGAUUUCACCCGCCUGGAAACCUACUUAGGUGGUGCAGAGUCUCCCACAGCGACUGGGUUUGGUUCUGUAAGGCCUGAAAUGUCCGAUGGCCAUGUGGUACAUCCGUCUUCGCAGUCUGGAAUAUGAGAAUGGUUACAAGAGGAGGCUGUUCAGCCUACGUUGUUUGUUUGGGUGCUGGCAACCUAAUUGAUCCCGGGCGUGUUCGCACACAGUGUUGGCUUCACCAGCAUGGGCUGCUGUGUAACACUGUAGCCUGGGACUGCUUUAAAUUAUUAUUCCUGUCAUGGAAGUGGGCACCUAAUGUUGACAUUCAAUGCAAUAUUAUUGGUUUUCAAAGCUUAUUGAUGUAGGUAUAUAGGUAACACAUAGUUCCUUGGAUUUUGUCUUAGUCUUGGGUUCUCCUGUGCUACUGGGCACAUGUCAUUAUUUUGUAUCUACGGAAAAUAACCAAUAAUGGGCACUCUUGGGGGCAGUGCAGGGGUUAGGGUUGCUGCCUCACAGCACUGGGGUCCCGAGUUCAAAUCCAGACCUGGGGUGCUAGCUGUGUGGAGGGUGUAUUUACGUGGGUUUCUUCCAGGUGCUCUGGUUUCCUCCCACAGUCCAAAGACACACUGGUAGGUUGAUUGCAUUCUGGGAUUAUCGGCCCCGGUGUGAACGUGUGCUUGUUUGUGCAUGACUGGUGUCCCACCCGCGGUGUGCCCUGCCCUGCACCCUUUCUUUGCCAGGAUGGACUCCGACUUCCCCGCAACGCUGCAUUGGACAAAGCAGCUAGAAAAAGGUCGGAGGCCGUCUUUGCAACAUUUUCGAGGUGGCAAUAUAUGACAGCAUGCAUGAAACAGGCCCUCCAUCGCUAGAUUCUGUAUAUGCACAGGUGUAUGCAUCUCUUGCCAAGACAUUUUUAGCAUUUGUGAAGAUCUCUUUUAUUUCCUAUUUUACUAAGUCAGGUGGCUUGCUGUUCACCGGCGAGCUUUGAGACAGGACGCAGUCUUAACACUCCCCUUAUGUUUGAUUUUGCCUAUUCAGCACGGCAAAUUUGUGCAGUUUUGCCGAGAUGAAAAUCGGGGCUUAAUGCCUGCGUGCAAUGGACAUGUAUUACCGAUGAGCUGUUCGGUGCAAACCAAACCCGAAAAGAGGCUUUUGAACAAAUCGGCAACAUUGUUGAGUUGUUCACAUGGUCCGCUUGUUGGCAGGAAUAGGGAACAGCUGUUCGGGGCUGCAUGUUCACUGAGCACGGAUUUUCAUCUCGGCAAAGGUGUCCUGCCGGAAUUCACAAAUGAAUGACUUUUAAUUUAAGGGCAGAUUUAAAAUCCCACGCUGUGUCAGUAUCCAGUGACCACACUGAGUCAUAUGGCCACCCUAUGUAUGGAAUAUCAGGACUGUGUAAGAAUUAGACAUUCAGUGACAAGUGUGCAGUCACUGCAGGGUGAGAUCAAAAGCAGGCAUUUCCCUUACAAGUGUCAAAUUAGCACCCAGCUAUUUUUAAGGCAGAUGUCUGUAGCAGCUGUCAAUGAUGUUAAAUAAGAACCAUUCACAUUCCAUUUUAUUUCGCUUUGCAGAUCACAAUUGACAAGUUUUGAUGCUGGCAAUCAGAGAUCACCAUUAUAAUUAUUAUUAUUUUGAACAGCCCACGUCAUAGACGUAUGGAACAUCAUGUUCCAGAUAUGUAAAGUAUUGCUCAAAUUUUGCUCAUGUUGCGUAACUCACAGCUAAUGAUGCAAUAUAGAUUCACAGCAUCUGUUCUGUCCCAGUGAAAUUCAUUUAGGGGUUUAUUGUGAAUUUGAUUUUGAAUUGGCUUUCUUCUCCUAUCAGUGGUGCACAAGGUCCACAACAGGUCCCGUAGUAGACAGCCAUGUUCUGCAGAUGGAAGAGUUGAGGAGCAAUUGCUGCCCUUAGUGAUUGUCCUAGAAUGGGUGGUUUUAGUCAGUUUUGCAUGGGAUUUUCCCUGUGGUUCGCAACGUUUUAAUUUAAAACCACCGGAAAUUGCCCUGGCCUCGGCCCGUCUCCGCCAUGCCAUUGGAAGAGUUCCUCUGGCUGUGUGAGAACUUCCUCAUCAGUCUGAUCCGCGGUGACCCUUGCUGUUACAGUGUGGGAAAACACGCAGAUCGUUCCACAAAGGGACAAACAGUCAUCUUUAAUGGACAUGUGUACGCUGUAACAAACCACUGUUUCAUUUGAUUUCGUUUUUUUUAAAUAUAUUUUCUCCUAGGCUACCAGGGGCCUGGACUCUGACUUGACACUUGACCUGUGUGGUUUACUUUCUGCUUUUAAAUUAAAGUGACUGCUGCCCAAUUGGCUGUGAAGCCUCCUCUUGAGAUGCUCCGUUAACCACUGGAUUCACUGAAUGGCUGCAGUCUGACGCAGCUGUCUGCUGUGUGUGUGUUUGUGUGGCAGUCAGUCUCCAUCAGACCCACACUGCCACUUUCUCUACAUGUUGCUCUACAUCAAGCAAGAGGGGGGAGACAGAGGAGUCCCUUCAGCUUUCAUCAUGCAUUUCCUUUCUGUUUAGUAAAUGUAUUGCUGAAGCACUGAGUGAGACGUUGAGCUCCUCUGUGUGUCUGACUCCACACAUAAUGACAUCAUGCCUCUGUCCCCACAGCUGACCAGCUGAUCACUGUAGCCACACCAGUGUUGGGCCUGCGUUGGGGGGUCCACAGCCCCGAUCUCCAGUUUUUCACACCAGCCAGGCUCUCACUUACUCAAUUGACCCUUUUAGGGGUUGGAUUAGCUUGGAUGAACUAGCUAAUUCAUUAAUAAUUUAAUCAUAAAUCAUAAUUAAUUAAGCAUUACUUAUACAGCGCUUUUCUGGACACUCCACUCAAAGAGCUUUACAGGUAAUGGGGACUCCCCUCCACCACCACCAGUGUGCAGCAGCCACCAUUAGCCCUAACCGAAGGCUCCUAUAAGGGCCGCAAAUCUUGGGGACCACUGACUAAGCUGUAGUGUACUACACCUCUGCUGGCUGGUACGUCUGCAUUUGACCACACGCUUGCUACAGUAAUAGUUAUUAGGGACCACAGUUAAAACUUCAUUCACUAGGGAUAACAACACCCGAGGAUUCAGUGUGCUGAAGGGAUUAUGGGCUGUUCAGUGAAAAUGUGAGUUCAACCUCUUGGCUGAGGGCCGAUCUCCUAGCCAGAGGACGAGGAGGUUGGGACCCCCCCUGCAGAGUGAGGAGUGACCUGGGGGCAGCUGGAGGGGGGGUGGAGGAGGGACGCAAAAAGACAUGUGAGCGAGAGAAGGGGAUCACGUACAGUAUAGUGUUUUAGGACAGGAAGUGACAUCAGGAGUGAUUGCCAAUUACUGACAGCUUGAGUGAACUUGGCUGUUGUCAUCACUCCCACACUUCUGUCAUCAUCUCCAUCGAUUGAUUGCCUCCCAAAAUCGGUGUCUGGGCACUGGGACAGGAACCUGUCCUGCCCCCUCCUUGUCGCUGUCCAGGUUUCGCAGUUACUCCGGAGCUGUGGGCGUGGCUGGAGUGCAUUUUUCUUGUAUGACUUUUUAAUUCCCACCUGCCGUUUUGUAUUAAACUAGUUGAAGCCAAUGUGAUGCUACGCCUUUUCUUCUCUCACACCCCAGCGGUCCUUCUCCGGCCUCUUAAUGUGCGCGAAGCCUAAAGGGGGCGACGAGCAAGACAAAACAAAAAACUCGGGUGGAAAUUAAACUCCCGCCAAGCCGUCGCAAACGUAGCUCUCGUCAUUCUCCACCACGAGCUAGGCUGACGUCCGGGGACUGGAAGGACUGGCAGGUCUGGUUGUUGGAUCUCGGCUGUGGACGAACUGGGUCAUUUGCUGGAGGGCUGGCGCCAGCGUUCCACUGUGCCCACUGGAGACAGCAUGGCAACCUGAAACUGAACUGGAGCCCAUGCUGGAAUUCUGCAGGAAAAGACAUGGCCUCAUUUCUUCACACGUGGGGGGAAAUACAGACUUUGCCCCAGAGUCGUUUACAGAUCUCUCUGUUCCUGGUUAGCCGCUCUGUAGUAUUAAUCUCCCUCCACCGUCUCACAGAGGUGACACGUUCAUGCUGAUGAUUAUACUGGUGUUUUAGAACAGUUACUAAAGCAGUAAUUAUGUCACGGGGAAACUGAAGCCUUCAGCAGAUAACGUAUAUAAAAAUAAGCCCUCUUACUGUAAAUGUGUUUUGUACGUGCAGGAAACAGGAGGGUGGGGGUACACACCUCUGUGGAUGAGGAGCUGAUUUCCUUGAGUGCCAGCUGGGGUGAAGUUUGUGGGUGCCAAAGCCCACUUGGUUUUACAGCACUUUCAAAGACAAAAACGAGGACGUUUCAGAGUAGGGCUACCAUGGUGUAAUAGAUUAGAAAAAAGGCUACAUUUCUUGUUCGCAUACUAUACAGCUGUUUUUUUUUUCAUGGGCAUCUGAUAUUGUAUUUAAAAAGAAAUCCGUUGUUUUUUUUUCUUGGUGAGGUGCUACACCCAUCUGCAGUCUUGGUUUUUAAAUAUGUGUUUCUGUUGCAAAGGUGAGAACUCUUUUCGGGUCUCUGUUAAAGUAAUCUGAUCAAGUAAUGGGAUGUGACCACUGAAUUCUCAUCUUUUGAUUUGAAAAAUACGUGUUUGGGUUUUUUUUUUAGCUUCCCCUCCUCUGUUUUUUUGCGACCGCAAAAACAAAAUAUUCCUGUGUUCGAUUCUAAACGAUCAUGUUUCAUCAUGAAUUAUUAAGCCAUUACAUGUCAUCAUGCAUAAUUUACAGUCAUUAUUAAUAAAUAGGGAUGUGUUAAAA